GUAGAAUAUAUUCACUGUGACUCUUCUCAUCAUCUUUCACUGCGCCAUUUUCCGUAACUGGUUAAAGACGUGAGAAAUUCUUCUCCCUAAAGAACUAACCUUAAAAUAGGAAAAAGUUCUUAAAAUCAGAAAAAUGAGGCCUGCAUCUGUUUACGUAGGAGGUUUAAGUGAAGAUAUCCAAAAAGAAGACUUGGAAAGAGAAUUUAGUAAAUUUGGUACCCUCAAUAAAGUUUGGGUUGCUAGAAAUCCCCCUGGUUUUGCUUUUAUUGAAUUUGAAGAUGAUCAGGAUGCUAAUGAAGCUAUCAAGGAAAUGAAUGGGGCAACUAUCAAUGGAUCAGAGAUCAGAGUUGACCUUUCCCGUGGCCGUGGUGGGAGACGAGGUGGCCGUGGUGGAUUUAGAGGGGGAAGAGAUGGAGGUUAUAACAGAGGUGGUGGACGAGGAGGUUAUGAUGGUGGAUUCCGAAGUGGUGGAGGAUACCGUGGUGGCCGUGGAGGAGGCUCUCGCUACGGAGGAGAUAGAGGAAGUGGUGGCUAUGAUCGCCCAUCAUAUGGAGGUGGUGGAGACUACAGGAGCUCUAAUUACAGGAGCCGAUCACCCAUGGGUCAAAGAAAUGGCGGAGGCUGGUAAGGAAAUGCGCUCUGAUCAUCACAUGCCAUUGCCGAACCUCAACUGCUCGCGUGGGAGCAAAUCAUCUGUUGCCAGUUUUUGCUGUUAAUAGUCUCCAAACUACAUGUCCAAUUUCAGUUUUUAACCUUAAGAAUUUUUUCAUCAGUUAAGACUUCAUAUUCGUCUGUGUUGUAUUUCAUGAUCACAAUAAAAAUGUCAAUACUGCCAA
Molecule: messenger RNA, 836 nt
Organism: Argiope bruennichi
Lineage: Eukaryota; Metazoa; Arthropoda; Arachnida; Araneae; Araneidae
Product: RNA-binding protein Rsf1-like
Exons: 3
Coding region: 134-628 (164 amino acids)
Biological process (GO): mRNA splicing, via spliceosome
Cellular component (GO): nuclear speck
Molecular function (GO): RNA binding
Source: RefSeq, a predicted model, not a curated record